Paramuricea clavata is the source of this 2089-nucleotide messenger RNA. The record is from the annotation of a GenBank genome assembly. NCBI's taxonomy places the organism in Eukaryota, Metazoa, Cnidaria, Anthozoa, Malacalcyonacea, Plexauridae.
GCCACAGAUAGUUGAGAACAGCGAGAAGGAAAUGCACGUAAACUAUGGUGGACAAAUCAAAAUGUUUUGCACGGCAGUUGGAUCACCUUUCCCAAGUAUCACGUGGAAAAAAGGAAGACGAAUAAUAGGUACGAGGUGCCAUGUUCUCGUAUUGGAAAAAUACCGAAAACUCGUGUAUUUUAACUCUGUUGUUAAGUUACACUUCAUCCGGCAUAAUUUAUAGACUGAGACUAUAUUGAAAAACAAAAUGCAUUAAUUCAUUCAUUCAAGAUGAAAUUAAUUUUCGGAAUUUGUUUCUUUUCAUUGUCGAACUUUUUCAAGUCGAAAUGAAAAAUUAUCUACUCUUAGAACAGGUUGGCAACUUUUUGCAUUACCGAAAAAUUCGAUAAUUUCGAUAUACCAAUAUUCUUAAAACACCGGUUAUCGAAUAACCGGUAUAAAAUACUGAAAAUUGUCGAUAAUGUAUCGAUAUACCGGAUAAUCACGUUAGUCAUCAUCAUCAUCACAACAGCAAACCAUCAUCAAAAAUACUGUAUCAACAGUAUAUAAACGUCAUUACCGGCACCUUAGGCUUAGUACAUAUAUCAAUGGGUUACAGGAAAUUUGAUUGGUUCUGUAACGAUUCACAAUGGCAACAACAACAAUAAUGAUAAUACAUAAUCACACAACAACACAUAACCACAAUAACAAUUCAUAACCACAACAACAACAACAAUAAAACAAACAUUACGAAUCUCUUUUAGAUCAAAAAGCCGACACAGUAAAAAUCGAAUCAAUAAAUCAAACAACAAAAAUCAAAAGUAUCUUAACAAUCAGCAGUGUUUGCAGUGACGGCUGUUUCAUUGGACGACUGGGGAGUACAGAUAGAAGGUACACAUGUGAGGCAAGAAAUAAGAACGGUACUUCUGGUAAAACAAGAUUCACAGUGAAAAUCAGUGGUAAGUGUAUUGGCUGCAGCAUUGACGUUGUACAUAUGCAUGCAUUUACUUAUUUCUUAAUCAUUGGUUAAUAGCCUCCUCCGCAGGCAUCUCUGUGGUUUGAGAUACCUGCGGAGGAAUCUUAUCAUCGGUAGGCUUCAGUCUUGGGCUCUUGAGCCUCGUUUUCGUGAUUGAGAUGUUUGGUUUAUAGAACCCUUAAUCUUUUUACAGAUUUAUCUCAUUUACGAAGCCAUGUAGUUAUAUCAGUGAAUAUUGAUAUUAAAGACCUGUUUAUAAUUUUGUAAUGAGUAACAAGAUAAAGGGCUCUAAAGCUAAUGUCUCAAUUACGGAAAUGAAGUUCUAUGGCCAGUACGUUUCGGACGGGUAAUAUAUUCUGAUUUUCACUACUGAAUUCCGGCGAAAAUCGAAAAUCACCGGAUCCUGGCUAUAACCAGAGGCCAGAGCGUGUGCUUUUAGAGUAUAUUUCAUACGAUGCAGGGUGUGUCAAUCUUUGUUUUACUUCUAAUUUGGAUAUAUUUUCUGGCUUAACAGGAAUGCCAAAGGCGCCAGUGAUUCAUAGUUCGGAAGUGAUAAGCAGUUCUAGUAUUUUAGUGAAAUGGAAAGCAGUUACGAUGGUUGCUAAACCUGUAAUUUUGUAUACGCUGUAUUACAACGCUGAUCAAGAGAAGAGUCCACGUGCUGUUAACAUUACAGUCAAAAAUAGUACCGGCAAUUAUGAACAUCGUCUACUAAAGUUAAACCAACUGACAGCAUACUCGAUUUCUCUAUCCGCAACAAACAUUUUUGGUGAAGGAACUGUCUCAGAGCCCGUCGUAGAGAAAACAUCACCCAUAGGUAAGGACAAAAGAACAUUACUGUCAUAUCAGCCAGUUAUAAAUUCGCUUUGGUCUCAAACCCUAGUUGUUAAUUCUGGGAUACGUACUUAGUGCACCGACUUUCCUCUGGCUCUCCCUGCCAGGCGAAGAAAAUAACAAUGUCCUCUUUUUUGAAAAACUAUGCUAUACAGUAGAAAGCGUUAUAAUUGAUUUAUAUUGUCUUUAUUGCUAGACCCACAACCUCCGGAAAUAUUGAAUGAUGGUACUGUUACACAUCAAAACAUCUCUUUGACAUUUGUCAAAUCUCUAUUAAACAAGCGCGGAGUAAUUUUGUAA